Molecule: messenger RNA, 5164 nt
Organism: Coregonus clupeaformis (lake whitefish)
Lineage: Eukaryota; Metazoa; Chordata; Actinopteri; Salmoniformes; Salmonidae
Product: filamin-A-interacting protein 1
Exons: 8
Coding region: 599-4246 (1215 amino acids)
Source: RefSeq, a predicted model, not a curated record
UGCCCAGGAACAACAGGGGAAAAGGCAGGGUCCUGGCUACUGACAAAGGCUGUCUCCACUUACAGUAUCUACCCUCCUCUCCAUCUAACUCUGGAUAUCUCUAUUUGAAGGGAAAACUGUGGCAAAAAGUGACAGUUGAAGCAACUCUGACCACCUCCUCUUGUCUGCUGGUCUCUCUGUCUCUCUUUCUCUCUCGCUCUCUCUCUGUCGCUCUCUUUUUGUCUCUCUCCCACUCUCUCUCCUUCUCACUCACACAUCGUCUCAGUGUGUGAAAGACUCUGCUGGCCCAAACCCCUGGGUUAGGACAAAGCUUGGUGUUUAUCUUCAGACGGUUUUUGCAUUGCCUCUGUAACCUUGACAGGAGAGAAGAGGAGAAACAAGGUUAAAGAGAAGAGUAAGAGGAGAGAGGAUAGAUAUCUUUUGACAAAUCUACCUUUGUCAUGGUGUCUCUUUUUUGACACACACAGUCAAGGUAACUGAAGUACAUUGAGACAUUGAGGAGAGACUUUUUACUCCGGGACUUGAUUCUCAGUAACUCAGAUAUUCACCUUUUGACUUGUCGUCACCUGUGAUUUGGGACCAUUGAGAACAGGUGAGAAUGCGGUCCAGGAGCAGCACAGCCAUGGACGGCCCAGAUGACGGACAGAUAAACCAGGUUACCCAGCCCACCAAAGCCUUCACCAAAGAGGAGGAGGAGAACACACCAGAGCUGAUGAAGAGAAAAAUGAAAAUGAAAGUCCAGCGAGCGGAGAAACAGAAAGAGGGGAAGAUCCAGACGGUGGUGCCUGGAACAGUGAAAAGGCCCCAGAGAACCCCAGAGAGCAGCAGAGGGCAACAUAAUGCAGCAGGGGUGACGGAUCUCUCUGAGGAGGACUUGCUCCGUCUGCUGGGGGUCAUGGAGGGAGAGGUGCAGGCCAGAGAAGAUAUCAUCCACAUGUUGAAGUCAGAGCGUACCCAACCCGAAGCCCUGGAGGCCCAUUAUGGCUCAGCUGCCCCCACCAAACCCCUCCAGGCCCUGCAGAGAGACAGCCUACUGACCAACAACACUACAACGCUAGGGGACGACGUUUACCAGAUGCCCAUGCAAGAGUUGGACCGGCUGGAGGACAAGCAUCGUGAGACGUACCGGCGUAUGCUGGAGCAGCUGCUGCUGGCUGAGAAGUGUCACCGCCGCACGGUUAACGAGCUGGACAAUGAGAAACGCAAACACACCGACUUCAUGAACAAGAGUGAUGACUUCACCAACCUGCUGGAACAGGAGAGGGAGAGAUUAAAGAGGCUGCUGGAGCAGGAGAAGGUGUACCAGGCUCGUAAAGACAAGGAUCAGAGCAGGAGGCUAGAGAAGGUCCGUGAGGAGCUGGUCAAACUCAAGUCCUUUGUCCUGAUGCUGGUGGACGAGCGGCAGCUCCACAUCGAGCAGAUCGACCAGCAGAGCCAGAAGGUCCAGGACCUCAGCAGCGAGCUCCAGGAGAGAGAACACCGACUGGUCGCUGUCAGCGGCAACGCCAAGGAGGACAGCCAGAAGGUCCUCAAACUUGAGGCGGAGCUAGAGUGCAAAGCCGCCAAGUUCACCCAGGAGCGUGAGGCGAUGACUGCCAAGCUGGCCAACCAGGAGUCCCAGAGCCGCCAGCUCCGCCUGAAGCUGGCAGGCCUGGCCCACAGGAUCGAGGAGCUGGAGGAGAGCAACAAGGCACUGCAGAAGUCAGAGGAAGACCUCCUGGAGCUGAGGGACAAGAUCAGUAAGGGUGAGUGUGGGAACUCCAGCCUCAUGGCGGAGCUGGAGACACUGCGCAAGAGAGUCCUGGAGAUGGAGGGCAAGGACGAGGAGAUCACCAAGACGGAGAGCCAGGCCAGGGAGCUGAGGAAGAGGCUACAGGAUGAGGAGACCACCGGCCGGGAGCUGAGGCUGGAGGUGGAGAAACUGCAGAAGAGAAUGGUGGAGCUGGAGAAACUGGAGGGGGCUUUCAACACGAGCAAAUCAGAGUGUGCAACACUCCAUAUUAACAUAGCAAGAGAGAAAGGACUGGCAAAGGACUUAGCUGGUGAGCUGGACACAGUGAAAAACCGUAUGAAAGAACUGGAGAACUCUGAGUCGAGACUUGAGAAAGCAGAGAUGGGCCUAAAGGAUGACCUGAUGAAGCUGAAGUCAUUUACAGUGAUACUAGUGGAUGAGAGGAAGAACAUGACUGAGAGAAUUAAACAGGAGGAGCUAAAGAGUGACGAUUUAAAUAAGAUGUUCAAAACUGAGCAGGGUAAGGUUAUGGAGGUCACAGAAAAGUUGAUUGAGGAGAGCAAAAAAUUCCUCCGACUGAAAUCAGAAAUGGAGGUAAAAGUGACGUUUCUUACUAAAGAGAAAGAUGAACUGAAAACGAAACUCGCAAGUGAAGAGGAAAAAUGCAGGGAUCUUAGCUUCAAGGUCGGCGUGAUGAAAAAUCGGAUGAAGGGGCUAGAGGAGGCAGAAAGAGAAUCAUUAAAAAGCAGAGCUAAUAAGGACAAGAGAUCCCUAGACGAGCACAACAAAGUCAAGGAGCUAACGCAGGAAAUCGAAAGACUCAAAAACCACCUUAAACAGCUAGAGGUGGUGGAAGGUGACCUGAUGAAGACAGAGGACGAGUACGAAUUACUGGAGAAGAAGUUCCGAACGGAGCAGGACAAGGCCAAUGCCCUCGCUCAGCUGCUGGAUGAGAUGAAGAGUCAGACUGCCAUGAACAAGGCCAUAGAGAAGGGAGAGGCAGUGAGCCAGGAGGCUGAGUUGAGGAUGCGCUGCAAAAUAGAAGAGGCCAGAGACCUGCAGGCAGACGUCCAGGCCCUCAAAGAGAAGAUCCACGAGCUGAUGAACAAGGAGGACCAGCUCUCCCAGCUGCAGGUGGACUACUCCCUCCUCCAGCAGAGGUUCCUGGAGGAGGAGGACAAGAAGAAGAACCUGAGCCAGGAAGUGGUCAACCUCACCAAAGAGCUGGAGGUCACCAAGCGCUACAGCCGCGCCCUGCGUCCCAGUAUGAAUGGGAGGAGGAUAGUAGACGUCCCAGUCACCUCCACCGCAGUGCAAACAGACGUAGUGAUCAAUGAGCUGGCUGAGGAGGACACACCUGCAGUAUUCAUCAGGAAAUCUGUCCUGGAGGAGAACCAUAUCAUGAGCAACCUGAGGCAGAGGGGUCUAAAAAAGCCUGCAACCGUGCUGGAGCGCUACCCCCCUGCAGCCACCGAUCUGGGCAUGAGAAAAUCUUGGAUACCCUGGAUGAAAAAGAAUGAUGCGGUGACAAUCACUCAGACCACCCCAGAGAAGACCCCAACCCCUCAGGUUAACGGGAAAUCUUCGCCUCAUCCACCCGAGCUGACCAUGUCCCAAAAGCCAGGCCAGCCUCUGCACAUCCGAGUGACCCCCGAUCACGAGAAAAGCACUGCCUCCUUGAAGAUCACCGGCCCUCGUGCUGAGGACUUCUUCUCCAGCGCCACCAUCAUCCCCACCCUGGGCCUUCAGAGGCCCCGCAUCACCAUUGUUCCCAAGCCCACCACUGUGUCCUCAAAGAGCAAGCCAGGUGAGGGCAUGAUGGGGGGGCCUGAGCGGUGCAAGUCUCCAGUCACCAUCACCACCAUCUCCAGGGCCAAGUCCCCAGACAGGAGUAAGGGUUCCUCCUACUCAGACUCGAACAGACCCCUCUUCCCCGUCCCCAUCAUCACAGUGAAAACCACUCCAGUGGCAGAGGCCUUUGCCUCCGCCUCCCCUGAGCCCCAUGACAUGAGCACCAUGGGCCGGGCUGUGUUCAAGGUGACCCCAGAGAAGCAGACGGUGCCCUCGCCUGUCAGAAACUACAACUCCAACGCCAGUAUCAUCACCACCACAGAGGACAACAAGAUCCACAUCCACCUGGGAGCUCAGUUCAAGAGGCCAUCGAACCGCAGCAGUAGCAGCCCCACAGUGACAGUCAGGCCCCUUAGUGUGAGCACAGAGAGCAAGGAGGCACCGACGGAUACGGUGCUGCGCUCCCCGCGUCACCCCAACAACACCACCGUGCCUGGGAAGACCACGCCCAGCAAAUUGACCAGCAGCAUCACCAUCACCCCCAUCACAUCUGCCCUCUCCAGGCCAACUCAGUCUGUGUUGCUUCUUAAAUGUUUCAAAAUGAUAUCAGGUGGGGUCUGCUCCCUAGAUAGCACUCUUUCCAGCCCGGGGCGGAUGUGCAGUCAUCUCGGGCCGCGGCCACACGAAUCCCUAUGCCAAAAGGAAAUGUUGUGCACCAUGUGAUAGUUGAGCCCAGAUGAGACAGUGAUGUGGAACUUCCUUCACCUUCUCUGACAAGUGGCCUGCACUGCAACCAUAUGGCCAACUGUCAAACAACGAUCAGCAAAUAGACAGUCAGCACUUAGCAGACUGUCAUGGAGAUGAUUUCUAACCUCGGGAGCACCUAACAAGGCUCUAUUUUCAAUUCUGUGGGUUUUCUGAUAGCAUUACCACUGGAUUCUGGCUUACAUCACUUUGCGAAGUAGGGCCACAUGGAGUUGUUUAGGAGGUAUGCAAAGUGUACUCUACAGUAGCUUUGGUCCAGGGUGUUACGUGUGGCUUGACCCUUCUUCAAUGGAAGGCUUGACUCAAGCCACACGUAACACCCUGGAUCAGAGCUAACUCUGCAGCGGUUUGUAUGUGAGGAACGAUACAUGGCUAAGAUUCACUUAAGAAGAGUAAGAAGUGAAUCUCCCAGAUGCCUAAGCUAACAUCCCUGAGGAGGGGCAGUGGGUCAGUUAUUUGUUUAGAAGACAGAUAUUUUAUUGUGAUGGUGUUGAUAGAUAUUCACAGCAGUGCUAAAGAAGAAUCACCUUUAUUCGCCAAAUACAUUUCCAUGUACAGGAAUUUGACUCGGUGAAAUGGUGCUGCUACAGAGUUACAGACAGUAAAUAAAUGGACAGACAAAAAAUACAGACGCAGAAUUUACACAAUCCACAUACAGUAUGUACACAGGAGCUAAACACGAUAGACUAUACUAUAAACGCUUCAUAAGCUAUAUAAUAAGCUACAUUAUAACUAUGUGUAGAGAUUGAUGAAUAAAAACAAAUUAGAGAAACAAUUUAACAGGAUGAUGUACAAUGGGGGAAAUGUACUGAACAAAAAUAUAAACGCAACAUGUAAAGUUUUGGUCCCAUGUUUCAUGAACUGAAAUAAAAGAUC